UAUAGGAUUAUUGUAUGCGAUAUGUUUCAAGAAUAGGGCCUCAGAUCUCUUCAGUAUUUUGUUGGUGCGUGAUGUGAGCAUCAUGGCGGCGAGAGUGUUGGGCUCGGUUCUGCGUAAAAACGCAGGAUUUUUCGGUGCUAGCAGAUUGUUGGCGCCGAGUAAUGCACCGGCAAUUCUCGACGUCCAGCAUCGUAAUGGUCACCAAUGGUUUCCGGACUUGGAGUUCGCCGAGCAACAGAAACGGCCGGUGAUGUUGCCAACUGAAAAGAUCGAUUGGGUACCACCGGACAGGGAGUCAUUUCUAACGCCAGCUCCCAAGGUGGAGCAGACUAUACAGAAUAUAAGGCUUAACUUUGGACCGCAGCAUCCAGCCGCUCAUGGCGUGCUCCGGCUGAUCUUGGAGCUAGACGGCGAAAUCGUGCUCAGUGCCGAUCCGCAUAUCGGUCUCCUACAUCGUGGCACAGAAAAACUAAUCGAGUAUAAGACCUAUAUGCAGGCGCUGCCUUAUUUUGAUCGUCUAGAUUAUGUGUCCAUGAUGUGCAACGAACAGUGCUUCUCUCUGGCAAUUGAGAAGUUAUUGAAUAUAGAUGUGCCUCUGCGUGCAAAGUACAUUCGAGUUCUCUUCGCGGAAAUUACGAGAAUUCUAAAUCACAUUAUGGGCAUUGGAACACAUGCAUUGGACAUUGGUGCCUUGACACCUUUUUUCUGGCUGUUCGAAGAACGCGAGAAACUAAUGGAGUUUUAUGAACGCGUGAGUGGCGCUCGUAUGCAUGCAGCCUAUAUACGACCUGGUGGUGUCUCUUUGGACCUACCGUUAGGUCUAAUGGACGACAUAUAUGAUUGGGCCUCCAAAUAUGCCGAACGCGUAGACGAGGUAGAGGAUCUGUUGUCGGAAAAUAGAAUCUGGCGGCAGCGUACAACUAAUAUUGGCGUUAUAUCCGCGGAAAAUGCGUUGAAUUGGGGCUUCAGUGGUGUAAUGUUACGAGGCUCUGGAAUAAAAUGGGAUCUGAGAAAAGUCGCGCCUUAUGACGCUUAUCACCUAAUUGACUUUGAUGUUCCAAUUGGCACAAAUGGCGAUUGCUACGACAGAUAUCUAUGUCGUAUCGAGGAGAUGCGGCAGUCACUGCGUAUCAUCCAUCAAUGUUUGAAUCAAAUGCCCGAGGGAGAAGUGCGAUGUGACGAUGCUAAGAUAGUGCCGCCGCGGCGAGAGGAGAUGAAGAGCAGCAUGGAGGCGCUUAUCCAUCAUUUCAAAUUGUUCACUCAAGGUUUCCAAGUACCGCCAGGAGCGACAUAUACCGCUAUCGAAGCGCCGAAGGGCGAAUUCGGCGUUUACCUCGUCAGUGACGGCAGUAGUAAGCCAUACCGAUGCAAAAUCAAAGCUCCGGGCUUUGCUCAUCUUGCGAGUCUGCAGCAUAUCGGACCCAAACACUUCCUCGCUGAUGUGGUCGCCAUUAUCGGUACGCUGGAUGUGGUAUUCGGCGAGAUCGAUAGAUAGAUUUCCUAAUGAUCGAAUAAUUUAUAUAGCGUAGAGAUAUAAAUUAAAAGUAACAGUAAUCUAAAGUAAAGCAUAUAUGUAUUUAUAUGUAUUACACAUAGGGAUAUUCGAAAUCAACGCUUUCGCAUGUUACACGGCCGCGUGUAAUGUCGCGCACGUUUAUGACUAUGCGAUGAGCGUGUAAAUGAACAUUGUACAUAUCUCGUCGUGCGCGUAAUAAAAGGAAAUGUGGCAAAAAUAA
Molecule: messenger RNA, 1736 nt
Organism: Pogonomyrmex barbatus (red harvester ant)
Lineage: Eukaryota; Metazoa; Arthropoda; Insecta; Hymenoptera; Formicidae
Gene: ND-49
Product: NADH dehydrogenase (ubiquinone) 49 kDa subunit
Biological process (GO): mitochondrial electron transport, NADH to ubiquinone
Cellular component (GO): respiratory chain complex I
Molecular function (GO): oxidoreductase activity, acting on NAD(P)H; NAD binding; quinone binding
Source: RefSeq, a predicted model, not a curated record